Messenger RNA from Penaeus indicus, 942 nucleotides. RefSeq lists its product as uncharacterized. The record is from RefSeq and is a predicted model, not a curated record. Lineage: Eukaryota; Metazoa; Arthropoda; Malacostraca; Decapoda; Penaeidae. The coding region runs from base 169 to 942 and encodes 257 amino acids. Gene Ontology annotation, cellular component: transcription regulator complex; nucleus. Gene Ontology annotation, biological process: regulation of transcription by RNA polymerase II. The transcript is spliced from 7 exons.
GGCCGAAAGAACGGUGUAGGUCCGUCUACCUCGGCUCUCCUCUUCCUCCCUUAGUAUAUACAUCACUAAUUAAGUAUCACUACUGUUACUAUUUUGCAGAAAGUUUGUAACUGAAUAGCUCGUGUCGACGGCCCUCAACCGGCGCCACUUUCAAACCGGACCUGAAGCAUGGAAGGGGUAUAUUGGUGUAGGGAAAGUACGGUGUUACUUCUGGAAAAGGUAAAAGCAAGGGAACCAAUAUGGAACAUGAACCAUACAAACUUUAUGAAGAAAAAUCUGAAAAGAAGCUUAUUUGACGAGAUUUGUCAAGAACUUAAGAAGGAGUAUCCAUUGAUGAACAACCUUACUACUGAUAUGGUAGUCAGCAGAUAUCAGUACCUUAGAGGGCAUUUCCAAAAACAACUUCGGAAAAUUUAUAACGUCCCGAGUAGUUCCAGACGGACUGCUUCACAUAAAUGGGAGUUCUUCAAGGCAUGUACCUUCAUGCAGUCUGGAUUCAUGAUUAACAACAAUGAGUCAAGUUUUACAAGUACUCUAAGAAAGCAGCAACUACCUUCAGACUCGCCCAAUACAGCAACCCCGCAAGAUCUGGUAGUGGGAGAGCAUUCUAACCAUGAAGAAGGAUCUCUGCCCAAAAAGAGGAAGCUGGGACCUCCUGAAGCCCCCACAGAUGGUUCAGAGGAUCUUCCACAGAGGAGUAAGCAGCUGGCACCCAUGCUCAUUCCUGUCCACCCUCCACAUUGCAACCAGACAACAUUUAGAGCAACCACGUCAGGACCUCAAUCUAUAAAAGAACGAGGACCAGUGAAAAAUUCACACCCUGCAAAGCCCAAGAAGCAUCAAACUUUAAUUCUUAAUGACUUGCUAGAAGAUGUAACCUUUGCCGAUGUGACACUUACAGCUGAGGGGCAGUCGGUUAAGGCACACAAGACUCCUAUUUAA